AAACCGAGCUCGCUACAUGCCUCAGAAUCCUUACAUCAUUGCCACCAAGACCCCCUCUAGUGACGUGCUGCUCUUUGAUUAUGCAAAACAUCCCUCAAAACCUGACCCUUCUGGAGAGUGUACCCCAGAUCUGAGAUUAAGAGGCCACCAGAAAGAGGGCUACGGCCUCUCCUGGAACCUGUACUCCAGUGGCUGCCUCCUCAGUGCUUCUGAUGACCACUAUCUGCCUGCUGGACAUCAGCACCAGGCCAAAGGAGGGAAAUAUUUUGGAUGCAAAGACCAUCUUCACAGGCCACACUGCUGUGGUGGAGGAUGUUUCCUCGGGUCACUCUUCUGAUCUGUGCUGAU
This is a messenger RNA of Labrus bergylta (ballan wrasse), 348 nucleotides long. The record is from RefSeq and is a predicted model, not a curated record. NCBI's taxonomy places the organism in Eukaryota, Metazoa, Chordata, Actinopteri, Labriformes, Labridae.